AAGGUUUGCUUUGAGUGUCCUUCGAAACUCCACAUUGGCCAGCAAGUUGUGAUUCCGUCAAACCUACUAUAAGAAACUUAGAGAAACAGGCGAUAUAGCUAUUGAACCACCAGAAUUGAGAAACCCCAUUGUUGUUCGUGGAAAGAACUGUCCAUCUUGCCAUAGAUUCAUUGAGAAAAAUGGAGGAUGCCCAUCGAUGAUUUGUGUUUGUAGAGCUCAUUUUUGUUGGGGUUGUGGACAACUAUGGGCCAACAGAAUACACGGAGAUGAAUGCUACAAAUAUGGUUAUAAAGACCACCAUAAUACGACUGAAAAAACCUUUGCAUCUACAAACCUUCUUGAUCGCAAACAUCGCCAAAAGUGGUACAAGAUGGCCCUCGUACAUCGUGUCAAUCAACAUGCUGGCAGACUACACAAAUUAAAGACAGCCGUAAAGCCUUUGGCCAAGAAGUUGCAAUAUUAUAUUGUUCGAGCAGAAAACCAAGGUGAAGUAGUAUCAUUCGACUUUGACUUUGCAAAUAAAACAUUUAUUAGGCAGACUGAAAGAACAGCGUAUUUCUUGAAAAAUACUAUUGACCUUUAUGUAGAAAUUAAUCACGUUGUUGAAAACACUUCUGUGUUGCUGAACUCUGAACAACUUCCGACAGAUUACAGACAGGUUCUUCAACACAUCUCUCACAGACUUUCAAGCUUUUCAGAUGUAAUUUACGAACUAUUUUUAAGCAGUGAGAUAAUUACUGGCAAAGUUUUGUUAGAAAAAUUGAAAGAUGUAAGGUCUCAUACUCGUAAAACAUUUCAGAGUCUUAUAAGAUGCAUUAAAUCUAUGAAAGCAUAAACACAGAUGUCGAUUUUUCAUGUGAUGUUUCUGUGUAUAAUUUCCCGCUCAUGACUACUCUCUUUCUUUCAUAUAGUUACAUAGUUACUUUAUACAUGUAUAUUACUAAUGUUAUUUAUUAUUAUUAUUUGAUACUGAUUAAAUUCAUGACAAUAAAACAUUAAUUGAU
Ruditapes philippinarum (Manila clam) is the source of this 1004-nucleotide messenger RNA. RefSeq lists its product as uncharacterized. NCBI's taxonomy places the organism in Eukaryota, Metazoa, Mollusca, Bivalvia, Venerida, Veneridae. The transcript has a single exon. The record is from RefSeq and is a predicted model, not a curated record. Bases 197 to 835 code for a protein of 212 amino acids.